Messenger RNA from Bacillus rossius redtenbacheri, 1666 nucleotides. Its product is annotated as tenascin-R-like. Bases 4 to 1656 code for a protein of 550 amino acids. The transcript is spliced from 12 exons. The record is from RefSeq and is a predicted model, not a curated record. NCBI's taxonomy places the organism in Eukaryota, Metazoa, Arthropoda, Insecta, Phasmatodea, Bacillidae. Gene Ontology annotation, molecular function: scavenger receptor activity; protein binding.
GGGAUGGUGUUUGCAGAGAGCCGCGACCAGCUGGCCUUGUACGGCGCGAGCGGCUCGCUGACUAGCCCAGAGACCUCGCCCUGGGCGGACAGGCUCUGCCUGGCACUGCUGGCGAGGACGACGCGCGCUCGAGGCACUGUCCUGGACAUCGUGGCGCAGUUCGUGGGUGGACGCGACCUGCACCUGGGCCGCUGGCGAGAUGUGCAGGAAAAUAUUUGGUCGUACGUUAGAUUCACGGCUGAUAUCGACCCCGAGUACACAGACAAGCCGAUGAGGAUACACAUCAUUGCUACUCAAGACGAUGGUGCCUCUAUGUAUAUAAGAAAGAUCGAAGAAUGUGAUGCAGAAGAGAAACAUAGCACGAUCGUAGUGAAAAAAACUGUGUCCAUGCCAGCUGUGUUCAGCGGGAAGUCUGAAGACAUAAAGGCUUUUGCUCAAGAGCUAAGUGGUAAGUGUAUUAAUGGAGGCAUCCUUUCCAAAAAGAAUGGCCAGUGUGUCUGCCCACCAGGCUUCGCUGGAUCAUACUGUGCUGAGGGCUGCGGCGCCAACAAGUUCGGCGACGACUGCGGCGGCAAGUGCUCGAGCUUCACGCGCGGCUGCCAGGGCCUGGCGCUCUGCAAGCACGAGGUGGGCUGCGACUGCGCGCCGGGCUUCCGCGGCCGCUUCUGCAGCGACGGCUGCGCGCAGGGGCAGUACGGCUUCGGCUGCCGGCAGUCGUGCGGCCGCUGCCAGGACGGCGCGCCCUGCGACCCCUUCACCGGCGUCUGUCCGGCCGGCUGCGAGGCGGGCUUCUUCGGCGAGCUGUGCCGCUUCAAGUAUAAGUACCUGUCAACGGCUCCAGUUGUGUACACUCACGGGCCACACGACUUGGAGGUGGUGUUCAAAAAGGACCUUACAUUGGGCCGCGGCCUACCAAGAUUUUAUAAAAUCCAGUACAGGCUUUCCGGGGAGAAGCAGUGGACGAGCCGGCAGACGCGGCGGCUACAAGAGAAUGAGGACAUCGUGACUGCAAACAUCACGGGGCUAACCACAUGGAAAUACUACGAUGUGCGGGCAGUACUAGUAGACCUGGACCUCAACAGCUACGAGGGCGAAGAUGUGCCCUACAUCACUGUACGCACUUCCUGCGUCGUGCCCGAGGAAGUCGAGUACUACAUCCAUAGCUCUGAUGUACAGUCCAACAGCUUUCAAGUGACAUGGCUUUACGAGCCGCGCGAGGACUGGUGCCCGCUGCAGCACUUCGAGGUGUGGCUGAGGGACAGCUGGCGCUGGGUGGUGUACGCGCGCACCUCCGACACGAGUGCCAACUUCACGGGGCUGCUGGCCGGCAGGAGACACCGCGCCAGAGUGCGCGCGGUCACCGUGCAGGGCCCCGCGCGCUUCUCGCGCACCGUGCUGGUGACCACCAGCGACCAAGUUCCUGAAAUGGUACUAAAUUUGCACCAGUCAAUUGCAAAGGGCCGCACCAUAGAGAUCAAAUGGAAAGAGCCGCGAUUCACAGCUGGGAUAAUUAAGCACUACAUCGUAAUUUAUAAGUGCAAGCAGCUGGUGGCCUGUCCCGACGAAGACUGCAGUCACUCUGCCGGCCAACUGACUGUUCGAACCACGCACGCAGAGCUGCAGAAACUCAUCCCUCACGCCCAGUACUACCUGUGACAGUGCAAGC